UGUUUAUUUGCGUGUUCUUCUCGGUCACGCCGGCGUGGCGGCGAUCCUCUCUUUCUUGGCGAUCGAGCUUCUAACGAUCCGAUCGAGCGAUUUCUCGGCGGAAAUCGACCCCAGGUAGCGGUAUCGGCCUCGCAUUGCGCCGCUCGCGAGCGGAUUCUAGGGUUCUUGAUGGCGCAGGGGGCCAAGCUUACUCUCCUCGCGCUCGCCACCGCAACAGCUGGGAUCUAUGCCUCGAUCUUGUACGCCUACAAUGGCGAUCGGCAGGCUAUGCUUGAAGCUCUCCAGGGCGUCUCCCAGCGCCUUGGAAGAUGGGCAAUGCCAGUGUUUGUGCUGGCUCAUACCCUCGCCAUCGCGACGUGCUUCCCCUACGCGGUUUUGUUCGAGGCCGCCGCGUCCUUCUUGUUUGGAUUCGUCCAUGGAGUGGCUUGUGUCUUCUCGGCCAAAGUCUUGGGAGCUGCUCUGGCAUUCUGGCUUGGAAGACUGCUAUUCCGGAGCUCGGAAACUCUGUCUGGCUUUGUGCGCAAGAACAAAUACUUCAGCGUCAUAAGAGAUGGUGUGGCGAGAGAUGGCUGGAAGUUCGUUCUCCUCGCGCGCUUCUCGCCAGUUCCAUCUUACGUGAUCAACUACGGCCUGGCUGCCACCAACGUCGGCUUCUUCGUCGACUUUCUUCUGCCAACUCUUGUCGGUGGGCUUCCUAUGAUACUUCAAAACACUUCCAUCGGCAGCCUUACCAGUGCAGCAGCGCAUUCGAAAGGAAAUUCUGGCAGCAUGCUUUCGUACGCUCUUCCAGCUAUCGGCGUUUGUUCUGGGAUAUUGAUAACCUGGCGGAUCAAAAGGUAUGCUUCUCAAGGAUUUGAAGCGCAACCGAGGCGAGAGAACCGGCCGUUGGAGAUGGAAAAUCCGCGUGUCCCGGAGGAACUUUUGAGGGACACCACAAAUGGAAACAUAGGUGUUUUGAAACGUUCAAUCCAGAAGAGAUGAAUUCUUUUUUUGAUUACUAUUCUAAGAUAUGCUUAUUUUAAAUAUGAUUGAAAAAUACUUUAAUUA
Selaginella moellendorffii is the source of this 1047-nucleotide messenger RNA. RefSeq lists its product as uncharacterized. The transcript is spliced from 2 exons. The record is from RefSeq and is a predicted model, not a curated record. Lineage: Eukaryota; Viridiplantae; Streptophyta; Lycopodiopsida; Selaginellales; Selaginellaceae. Gene Ontology annotation, cellular component: membrane. The coding region runs from base 169 to 981 and encodes 270 amino acids.